AUGUCGUCGUUAAAUCUUGAUCUCGAAGAAAUUCGACAAAUUGUAUUGAAAUCAAAUAAUGACAUAAAGAAGAUCUCAACUAAAGUCAAAGAACAAAAUCAUGAUGAAAGUGAAGAAUUCGAUUUUGCGGAUAUCAAACAAGCGUUCCAAAAUAAUCUUCAAUCUCUCAAGAACAAACUCAAUUCAUUACCAACAAGUGACAUAGAAGAUGAAUCAAUACCAGUUUUUCAUUCAACAUUAAAUCAAUUAGAACCUCUUUUGGAAAAAAUUAGAUCCGAUCCAAUUGAUGAUGACGUUUUUUCAAUCCUAAGAUUUCCCAGGUAUACAGAACAAUCGAGUUCUACAAUUAUAAUAAAUGAAAAUUCACAAGAGAGUAUCCCAAUUCUUCGCAUGGAUCGACAUCCUUUAGAAAGAAAUUUGGAGUCCGAGCAAGACACAGAAAUGAAUCAUCAACUAAAUUUCCAUGCACAACUUUCGAAAGAUUUAAAAUUUAUGGAAAAACAAGCUCGUCAACUGAAAACUAUUGCUGAUGAAUAUUAUCAACGAAAACUUCGUAAAUUUUUUACUAAAUUACAAUCAAAGCAUGAUAAUGAUUGUGAAAGUUACAAACAACGAAAAACUAUUUAUACAGAUUUAAAAGAAUAUUCCAAAUAUUGUGUGGAGUUAUAUAAAUAUUGUGUGGAGUCUAAUCAAUCAUUGGAACAAUUGAGAAAAGACACGAACAGUAAUCUAAAAGUUACAUAUCGUCGAAAAUUAAAAGAUGAUCUUCAAUUUCGACAAUGUUUUCAUAUAUUUUUAGUUCAAUUUCAAAAAGAUCUAUUCCAUAUGGUGCUUAGUGAAUCGAAAGAUUAUAUUCCAAGAUCAAGUUAUCUUAUUGAUUGUUUAAAAAAUGAUAAAUAUUAUAAUUUAUAUGUGGAUCAAGAACAAUUAGGCUUAAUCUAUGAAUUUGUAAGAAAUAUAUAUUAUUCGGCUUCUCUUGAGAAACUUCACAAUUGUAUUUCAAUUAAAACUCCAUAUUUAAAAUUAAUCGUCGCCUGUACCAAUGACCCUAUUCAUGCAAACUAUUAUAUAAAUGAAUUAAAAGAAUUUUAUUUAGUUUUUGUAAGAGAUUCUAUAUUGAGUUUAAAGGAAGAAGAUCAAGAAAUCAUUGAAUCAGAUGAAACAGUUCAAUCAUUAUUUGAUGAAAUGAAAAAAUUUUAUGAACAAAAGAUCAAAAUCAUUCAAAACUCCGAAAAAGUGACGAAAAAUCUUUUUAUUCGACAAUUUCGAGGUACAACUUGGGAUGAGAAACUAAUAAAUGAUCGAACUGUAUCAAGUCAGAAUACGGAUGAGGAGGAAUCAACCUCAACACAAGAGGAUACAGCCGAUUCAGAUGAACAUUUCGAUGCCGAAAAUAAUUUAAUGAAUACAGAAGGUUCACCUGAAGACAGUGUUGAUUUAUUUCAACAAAGUGAAGCACUCAAAAAGAAAAAACCAAGUUUAAAACUUUAUUUGAAGAAAUCUAUAGAAUUAUUAAAUAAAUCGAUUGCAAUCGAUAAAUCUUUAAUUGAUUCCAGUAUCCGUAAUAAUCAAGAAAAAUCCAAUGCUAAAGAUCAAUUAAGAAGGAAAAUUGAAUUUCGAGCAUUAAUCUAUCUUGAUAUGGCGAACAAAUAUAAGUUUCCUUGUUUUGAAAAAUUUAGUUGCUUUAAUCAAUCGAAAUAUGAUUUUAUUGAAUAUGAUAAACAAAUGACAGAUGAAACAAAUGUUCAAUUUAAUAAAAAAAAUUUCAUUCAUUUAUUCAGACAAGCAUUCGCAGUCGAUGAUAUUUCUUCAAUGAAAUUAUACAAUAACGUAUUACAAAUAAAUCCGUAUUUCUUCGAAGCACAAUAUCAAAAAUUAUUGAAAUUCUAUGAAUUGAAUGAUUGUGAAAUAUCUCAUAUACAUGAAACUUUUACUGAAUUAGUUAAAUCAAAUAAACCAAUUGUAGACUUAUUCGAAGCUCUUAUUGAUGUCAAAGUCUGUCAUGAUGAUAAGAAAAAUGGACAAACAUCAGUAUUUUUUAAUAAAAUUUUUAAAAUCGAAAUUAAUGAUGAAAACGAAGAGUUGUAUAUACAAUUCAGCAAAACAAAAUAUUCUACUGAAAUAAAAUUAAAUAAAAAAAAGCAAUUGAUCAAACUAUUAAAACAUGGUCAAAAACACAUAAUCAUAGUAAAGACAAAUCCAGACAAAUUAUCAAAACUUAAAUGUCAUUUAUCAAACCUUGAUUUUAAUGACUUACUAACAACUGCAUCAAACUCUAUAGAAGGAACAUUUGCUCAUUUGCUUCGAUCAGACAACCCAGUUGAAGAUUUAUUUGAUAUUCUCAUUCCGAUAUAUUUAAAACAGUGUCAUGAUAGGAAUAAUCGCAAAUCGUUGACAUUUUUCGACAAAAUUUUGAAAAUCAAAGUUAAAAACAAUCAAAACAAAUCAUUGUACUUACAUUUUAGUAAAACACAAUACUCUGAUCAAGUGAAGUAUAAUAAUGAAGAACAAUUGAUCAAUUUAUUAAAAUACGGAUCAGGGGGUAUGAUAAAAAUGAAGAAAACUUCAAAUAAAUCAUCGAAACUUAAAUAUCAAUUAUCAAACUCCGAUUUCGAACAAUUUAUACGAAGUUUAAUCAAUCGAAUUGAUAAACAAGAACCGAAGUUUUUGAAAUUAAUUCAAUUAUUCAAAGAAUUAGAAUCAGUUAAUGAAAAUGAAUAUCAGAAAUUAGAUGAAACAUUUCGAAUAAUUUUACCCGAGACGCGAUUUACAUUAAUCAAAUGCACAAACAAUUCCAAUCAUUGUCAAACGAUUUGCGAAAUAUCAAGAUCAAUCGAAGAAUUUGAAAGUUUGAACAAUCCUAAAAAGCUAAGCAUUCUUCAACUAAAGUUCCAGCGGGCGAAAAUUUAUCGAAAAAAUCUCUACUUUAAUUUGGAAGAACUGGAAUUUUUCGAUAUUUUAAAUUAUCAAAAAACAAAUCGUGAUCAUAAUCCGAUGAUUUAUUAUCGUUUAUCAUAUUUAUCUAAACAAAAAGGUGAUUUACAAAUGUCCAUUCAUUAUAUCAAUUUAGCAUCUAAAAAAUAUAAUGAAAAAAGCAAUAAGAAAAUCUUUAAAGAAAUUGAAAAAUUUAAAUCCGAUUUAUUGAAAUUGGAAAAUGUUCAAACUGAUGACUUAGCAUUUUUCGAUAAGAAUAAAAUGAAUUUAUUUAAGAUAUUCAAUUUAAUAACAAAAUUUAAUUUUCAAUCAUAUUCAUAUGUUACACUUGGAUUUCAUUUAUUUACAGAUGAAUUAAUUAAUUGUCUAUUUUAUCAUUUAAUUGAAGAACAUGAUGUUGAAGAAUAUUUAAAAUAUCACGAUAAUACUCUGACAAAAACCUAUCGUGAAUUACAUGAAGAAUCCGUGUCCGAGGAGGAAUUUAUUAACAAAUUUAAUGAAAAAUUUAAAACAAAUUUCAAAUGUUUCUUCGUAGAGGAAGGAAUUGAUAGUCGUAUGCUUACUUAUACAAAUAAUCAAGUCCCAAUAGUUUUGAUAAAAACUUCUAAUUUUUAUACAACAAUCAAAGAAGUGAAUUAUUUUAUGUUCUUAACUGUUCUACUAACAACUUAUGAUGCUAAAUCUGAUUUGAAAUCUGUCUGCUCAAUAUUUCUCAACAACGAAAUUAGUAAAAAUAUCCUUACAGAUGCGAAGGAAAACCAAAAUAUCGAAAGAUUUAUUCAGGCAAUGAUUGAAUGUAAAAAUAUGAAGGUUUUCAAUGAAGAAAUUAUUUAUUAUUUAAAAACAGAUAAUUAUAAUCAAUAUUGUCUGGAUUUUUGGUCAUUAAUUGCCGAUCUGGACUAUAAUCUUGUUUUAACAGAUAUAUUAAAUGAUUUUAAGGAAUUAUUUAUUGAAUCGAUUGAAGAGUAUAGAACAGAUAAAGAAAAAGAACAUAAAUCAGCAUUAGAAUUAAUUGAUGACAUAAUUGAAGAAAAUGCUAGGACACAAAAAUUUUGGAAUUUACUCAAUAAAUUAAAAGAAGAAAUUAUCAAAAGUUUAAGUAUUUAUGAAAAUGUUUCAUCAAAAUCUGAUAAACGAAAGAAAUUAAUGGAGAUUAUAAUAUCAACCGAUGAAAUCGAUGAUAAAUUUCAAGAAAUCAUAUCAGUUGAUUGUUUUCAAAUUGAUCUGAACUUUACAGAUGCAAGCGAAGAACAAUCAUUUUAUCAAUAUAUAAAAACAAGUCAAGAAAGUGAAAUUCCAUUUCAACUUUUAUCACUCAUUCAGGAUGCCUUAUCCGCACCAGAAAUUAAUAUCCAAAAUUCAGUAAUAAUUGUUAAGGGCUACAAUAUAUUUUUCAGCGAUAUUAUUGAAAAUAUACAAACAAAAAUACCAGAUUUAAAUAUAAAAGAAGUUCAGUUUUAUGGUACAAACGUAUUUAUAGAUAUGUCAUUGAAUAAUGAAUGUUGGUAUGGAAUUAAUUUAAUUAUUGGUUCGGAUAUAAUUGAUUUUAUUAAAGAUGAUAAAUUAAAUACGAAAAUAACAAUAAAUUUAACGGGAAAGAAAGGUUCUGAUGGUAAUAAUGCUAAACAUCAACCAAAUGCAACAAGAGAAAGUGAAGAUGGGUUAGACGGUUUACCUGGUGAAAAUGGUCAAGUUGGUGGAAAUGGUGGGAAUAUUUAUUUCAUCGUCAAAAAACAACUUAAAAGACGAGAAAAUAUAGAAAAAUUAACCACAUCGGGAGGUGAUGGCGGUCAAGGUGGAAAUGGUGGAAAUGGAGGUGAUGGACAAAAUGGAAAGAUUGGUGAUGAUGCUACAGAAGGAAAUGGAUUACCUACUCUAUAUCGUGGUUACUAUCUUAGUAGAGGAAAACCAGGUACAAGAGGUGGAGAUGGUGGUCAAGGAGGUGAUGCGGGUUUUGGUGGAUUUGGUGGACAUCCUGGUAUAGUUUAUAUUGAAGAAAACCAAACAAAAAUUAACGAUGCCCUUAAUCCUGACAAAAUUGAAUCUAUUGACAAAUCGAAUAUAAGCGCAGAACAUGGAGAACAUGGUGAAGGCGGAAAAAGUGGUGUUGGAGGAUCUGAUGGUUUGGAUGUUCUAGAAUAUAGAUAUCACAAUUUUGGGAAGAAGAAAAUCUAUUAUGGAUAUAUUAAAAUAACCAAAGUUCAGUGGGGUUUUUUCACUUAUACUGUUGAAUUCAUCUAUGAAGAAAGACCUAAGAAGAAACCUGGUAUCAGUGGAAAUCAAGGAAAAGCUGCCGAUCAACAAAUCAACUCCGGAAAAAUCCGUCGAAAAAGUGAAGACAAAGAAAAAUCCAAUGAACAACAAAUUAAAAAUCAAUUAAAUCAAUUAAUUCAUAAUAAUAAUGAAAGAACAAAUAAUAUUUCCAAUAACAUAACACAUUCCAUAUACUUACUACAAGAUCAAAAAGAAGAGUUGUUAAAUGAACGUGAUACACAAGUCAAAACACAUCAAUUAUCCAAUUCAUUACUUAAAAAAGCUUUUGCAACCGCUCAUAAAUCGUUCAAAUUAAAUAUGGAAAAUACUAAAUCCAAAACAGAAAAUAAUAUUAUAAGAACACCGGAUACGAAUGCUAAUCACGAUAACAAAUCAACAAUUCAAUCAGAAUUAUCUGUUGAUGAACAUCCCAAGGAAAAUAUUCAAUUCAAAACAUGUGAUCCGAUCAUUCAAAGGUUAACAGAAUCUUACAAUCCGGAAAAAGAUCGUUUAAUAAAAUUCUUGGACGAGAACAUAAAAGAAAAAGACGAUAAAAUUAUAUUAUUAAAAAGAAAAGGAAAACAUAUUUUAUUCAAAAUCGACAUUGAUAGUAUGAAUGAUUCCUUUAUUACUGAUAGAAAUGAAAUAAAUCAAAUCAACUUAUUACAUUUAAAUGGAACUCGAUUAAGCACAAUGGAUGGAGAUUUAAUCAAUCAAGAUUUUUCUUUGUUAAGGAACAGGUACAAAAAUGCUCUCUAUUAUUGUAAUAGUAAACAACACGCACCAUUCGUAUUAAAACAAUACUUGGAUGAUCUCAAAAAGUUACCAAAAGAGAAAAAGUCAUUUCUACGAACAAGACACAAACUUAAUCAAUUGAAUGUUGAUACAUUCAUCAAUGAAAUUUGUUUGGAAUAUGGAAAUGAAGAAUUAAUCAAAUGGAAAAUGACAAAGUUUGCUCAAAUCAUUAAAUCUGAUGGGCUUCAAGGUACUAAGGAUUUCGAUUCAUUCGAUAUGAAUAAUUUUAUCAAGCAAAAUGAUUUUCCAAUUGACGAAGUCAAUGCGUAUGAAACUCAUCUAACUAAUCUCUUUUUAAAUGAACAAAAUUUAGAAAUUUUUAAAGAAAUCUCCCGUAUUUUAAUCGAAUCAAAAUUAUCAAUAAAACGCAUUGAAAGAAGUCAAAAUUUCCUAACAUUAUUAUUUAAUUUGUUACAAAGCAAGAAGAUUUUUAAAGAAUUCAAACUAAACGAUUGUACACCUAUUUAUCAUCCGAAAAAUGAGCCCAUAAAUAUGUAUGUAAUUGAACAAUUAAUGUAUCAAUUUCUGCAAUCGAAAGAUAAAAAUCUUGAAUUACUCGCAAGAAUAUUCAAUUGUUUUCGAAAAAUCGUUGAAAAGGAAUCCGAUGAGAUCCUUUACGUAGAUACUAGCGUUUUUGUUCAAAAUGUUAAAGAUCUCUACGAACAAUUAAGAGGCCAAAAACUUGAAGAUAUGAACAAACAACAGGAAGGAAAUUCAGAUGAAAUCAUCGAUUUAUCUCAAAGUAAUUACAACGAAAAGAUUGGUUUUAUUUACUUAAUAUCAGGACAAUUAGAUAAUGCCAAAGAAAUGCAAAUCAAAAAUGGAAAUAAGAUCGUUAUUACCAAGAAUAUGGAAAAUCAAUAUAUGAUUUAUUUUCGUGAUAAUCAAAAUUUUGAAGUUCGACAACAUUUAUUAGAUAAAGAAGCUUUACUUAGAAAAUUGAACGGUUUAAAGUUUGAUACAGAAGUGAUGUUAUCCAAAGAAACUGAUAAAGACAUCUAUAAAAAUAUUUAUGAAGAAAUUGAAUCGAAAAAUGGUUUUACAGAAUAUUCGACUGAACAAAUCGAAUUUUUUAACAACUUAAAAGAAUUUGUUUAUGAAAAAUUAGAUUUAUUGAAAAACAAAUUAGAACCAAAUACUUAUCAAUAUAUUGCUAAUGAAAUUAAUUAUGUAUUCGAUUCAGAAUCGCCAGAUUUAUGGUUAUGUCGAACACAUUUCAUCUUAUAUAAUCUCAAUAUUAUUAUUGAUCUUCAAGCGAAAUUCAAAAACGAAUUAGAAUUACCCACAUCUAUUGAAACACUAAGAUCAGAUUUGAAAGAUUUGCUGACUAAUCCAGUAUUAAAAGAUAUCAUCGAACAUUUAUUAAAUGGUAAGGAGGAUGGUAUUAUAAUUAUUUUCUUCAAACUCUUAUCAAUAUUUGAUCAUUUAUUAAUCAAAAUAACAAAGAAGGAAUCUAAUACUUCAGUUAAAGAUCAAAUCAAACAAAUCGGUGAAAAUUUAUGCAACAAAUUCCAACUAAAAGAUGAUCUAAGAGAUAAGAUUCUAUAUGAGAUUAUUAUGAAAAACAAUCAAAUAUUAAAACGAUAUUAUUUUGACGAAAUCUUAAACAUAUACGAAGAAAAAAGACAACAUAUUUCAUCUUAUAUCGACUCAUCACCUUUAUAUCAGAAUAAAGACAAAUGCAAAGAAAGCUUUCAAACACAUUUCCAAGAUUUAAUUAACAAUGGUUAUUUAACAUUGUUUGAUUACAUCGACGAAAUCUAUGUGACAUCAUCAAAUAAAUUAAAAAUCUCAAUGACAGACACAAUCUAUUCGGAAUUGAUGCAAAUGAUCAAAAUUUUUUUUGAUAAAAUCAAUGCCAACUCGGAGUUUAAGAGCUUCAUUGACGAGACAGUUUUAUUUCGAAAUCGUCUACAAAACUACUGUGUAAUAUUAACAAGUGAACUUAAUAAUAUCCCUGAGAUUGCACCUAUUUUGAAUGAAUUCAAAAUAAACAUGAUGACUUUCGAGAAAUGUUCAAUAAGAAGAAAUGAUCAAGACAGAACUACUCAAGAUCAAAAUGAAAUCAUUCUAAGCAAAAUUAGUGAAAAAGAAUUUCAAAUUGUCUAUCGACGUUUACAAGACAAUAAAAUUGCUCCUUUUAUUUUAAAAAAAGAUCAAGAUGCAGAAUUGUUUCUAUUGAUGAAUGAAACGAUCACAAUCGGUGAUCAAACGAAAUUCGAAAAACUUUAUUCGAUGAUUAAUGCAAAAAAUGGAUCGAUUUAUAAAAACAAUAUUUUCUUCGAUGAAAAAAUCUUCAUUGAAAUUUUCAUCAAUCGCAUUCUGAAACACAAAUCAGAAUUUUCAAUUGAAACUUUAACAACUUAUUUCAAUAGUUUUGAAAUUAUCUUGAAAAAUUCGACUAUUAAUUUUAAUAUUUUACUUUCAUUAGACGAAUUUUUUCAAAAUUUGAUCAAAAAGGAAUCAAAUGAACAAUUUAUUGAACUAUUCAAUCAAUUCAGUUUGUUAAUUGAUAAAGAAUAUGAAAACUUAAUCGGUAAUCUUGAAAAUGAUUUUGCAAAUUUAUCCGUCGGUAUUAAACGCAAGAAUCGUAUUUUAAACAUCACAUUUAAUUAUCUAUCAAAAUGUUUACAAGAGAAAACGAUUGAAACUAUCGAAUUCAAAAAGAAUGAUAUACUCAAUACAACUUUAGAAAUAAAAAACAUUUUACAAAUACACAAACUACAGUUGUCGGAUAUAUUACAAUGCUAUGAUGAAUUGAAUGUCGCAUUGAUUCUUGCACCUUUGAGUUGUCUGAAAAUAUACAAACAACAAUUAGACUUACUCAAUUUAGAAAUUCGAUUAUUUAUCGAAAUAGUCGAUUGUUCACUACAAACUCAUUUUAAUCAGUUUAAUAAUGAAUUAAAACAGACAAAAUCGGUUGAUCAUCAAUUAAUAUUCAAUUUACUAAAGAUUGUUACGGAAAACAGUACGUUGAUUCUAGCAGAAAACUAUCAAUCGAUUAUGAAGAGAAUUCUAUUAAAUUUUGAAAUGACUAAUGACGAAUUUAACUGGCCAAUGUUACAAAAAAUUGAAAAUCAAAUCACAAAAUGCGAAAAAAUCCAAUCAAUUCGAAUGGAUUAUCGAAUGUUCAUAGUUAAAAUAACAAAAUUCAAAUUGAUUUCGAAAUAUAAAGAUGAAUUAACUCGAUAUGAAGAAGAGAAGAAAAAAUUAAAUGAUUUAAUACAAAAAAUAGUCGACUUAUUUUGGUCAAAUAUUUCAAACAGUGAUUUGCUGAACAAAGAACGAGAAAAAACUUAUGUCAUUCUCAAUAUCGAAAAAUUACUAAAACUUUGCAACACUGAUUUCGCCAAUGCAGAAUCAAUCUUAAUAGAUUUACAAACUAAAAUCAGAGGAUUACAAAAAAAUUCUGAUAAAAAACAAUUUACAAAUGAUAUUCAUAUGUAUUUAAAUAAGAAAAUUAAUUCGGAAUUGUACAAAUUUCCAAAUAUCAUUUUACCCAUUAAUCUUGAUGAUAAUAUCAAAAAUAGGAUUACAUAUAUUCUUGGUAAUAAUUACACAUAUGAAGAUAGUACUGCCGUAUUCAAGGAAUUUUCGGUUUUAUUUGAAGAAUCUAUUGAUAAAUUCGAUAAAAAUUCUUCCAAGUACAAUGAAUUCUUUGAAAGUUUUAAUAAAAUAUUUCAAUAUUUCUCUUGGAGAUUAUUAGAGUAUAAUCCAACGUCAAAACAAGAUGUAUUAAACGAAGCGAUUGAAAGAUUUACUGCAUCAAUGCAAAGGUUUAAAGAUAUCAUUAGUAGUGAAAACAUUGAACAACUAAGAGUUGAAUACAAUCAUUUUUAUGAAUUUGAAAAUAUCUUUCAUUUACGUACACAUGAUAAUCAAUUACAACAAGAAUUAAACAUGUUACAGAGUGAUUAUCAAGUAAAACGGGAUAUAAUCGAUCAAAUCAAAGAAGGAUGGUUGAAGAAUAUAAGCAAUUGUUUGUCUGUCGCGAAUCCAUUAAUAACAGAACGUGGGGAAUUAUAUGAUGAUCAAAUUCCUCAAUUAUUUCUGAAGAAUAUAAUCGAUUUACAGAACCUAAAGUCAAAAGAAAACUCUGAAGUUCUAAAUGGUACAACUGAUAAUGCGACUGAAACAGAAGUAACGGAAGAGGGAGAAGAAGAAGAAGUGCAAAUUUCAACGGAACAAAUAAGUAAUGCUAAGAUACCCUUAGAAAUGAAAUUUUCAGUUUUGAAUGAACUAUCAUGUCAAAUGAUAAAUAAAGAAGAACAAUGGAAUGAGAAAAAGGGAUUAAUCGAAAAAUUUGAUUUAAUAAAAGAGAAACUUUUUGAUGAAUAUUUAAAAACCAUGUUCGAACAAAGAACUGAUAGAUCAUUAAUAUUCGACACAUUUAAAAAUUCGAUUCAAAUCAAACAUAUUAAAGAAAUCAUUACUCAAACUGCUGUUGAUGAAUGGAAUCGAGAAAUGUGUGAUCUAUCGGUUGAUUUAUUCCUUGUGAGUUUGCUCAAAUUCUAUAAUUUCGAUUGCGAUAAUUUGAAAAGUAGAUUUAUCUCUAUCGAAAAGUCAGUCAAAGACAAACAAACUAAUGACGACGAUGAUACUUUAACUAUUUGGCAAACAGAAAUCACAGAAAAGAAAAAUGCGAUGGAAAUAAUCAACUAUAUUCUGGCAUAUUCCAAAGAAAACGUUGACUCUUUUAAUUUACAAACAACAUUAUUUGGUUCAAUAAAACAAUUCAUUAACGAUGUAAAUUCUAUUCAAAUACUGAAAUCAUCAAUUGAUACUCUCUAUUUCUUUGUUGGUUAUGAAAAUUUCAUGCGAUUAGCAGCUGUACUGCAAAUGAAAUUAAUCAAUUCAAGUCCCACGAAAUUAAAUCUUGAAAAGUUAGCUGAAAUAAGUUCUCUAUUAUCAAGUACCAAUAAUUUUAAUCGAGCAAUUAAAUUCUUAGAAAACUUUCAUCUGGAAAACUGGCUUUUGUAUUUGAAUUACGACCAGAUAGAAAAUGAUUUAAACAUGAUCUUUAAUCGAUAUUUCGAUCAAAUGAAUUUUAAUGAUUUGAAAAUUGAAAAUUUGAAUCGUGUGGAUGAAUUUAUCGAAUCAGAAUUUUAUCAAACCAAAACCAUGUAUGAUCAAUCAUUCGAGAAUAUAUCUAAGACAUUAAAACUGAUCAAAUUAAAUCAAAAGAUUAACGUAAGUGAUAAAGAAAUGUUCUUUCGAUUUCUAAGAAGUCGAUUUAUUUAUGAAUUAAAAAAAGAUUCAAAUUGUUUGAUUAAUUUUAACGAUUUACAAAAAAUAUUUCUGAAAUAUUUGACCGAUACAACAAUUAUAAGAAAGAUUAUCAAUUCUUUGACAUGGAAAUUAGAUGAUGAAAAUCCAAUAAACGAUCAAUUAAUCAUAGAAGACAUUCAUUCGAAAACGUUCAAUAGUUUAUUGCCUUAUUUAAUACGAUUUUGGAUCAUUAAACAAUUAGAAUUGGAUAAAAAAGCUUUAGAAGAUGAACGAACAAAAAUUAUUCAAUAUUUCGAAAUCAUUAAAACUUUGUAUUCAGAAGAGAAAAUGUUUCAACUAAUCGGUGUCAUACAAGAAAAAUGUAAAGAUAAAAAAAUAAUUUCUCAAAAUGUUAUUGAUUUAUUAAUAAAUAUGUCCAACAAUGAAUGGUUAUUGAACGAGGAUAUUCUCAACAUUCUUCGAACGACAGAAAUCAACGAAUGGGGAAAACGAAUAGAAGAUUAUAUGGAGAAAAAACGAUCGAUAGAAAGAGAUUUUCGUGAAUUGAUCAAUUUAAUGAAAGAAGAUAGAAAUAGUUUGAAUAAAUUAAUUAACGAUUAUUUGAACAGUGAAAAUAUUCUGAGUGAUUUACAAGCAUUGAUUUCCAAACGAAAGGAAAAGAUUGAUUUCAAUAAACCCGUCGAAAAUUGGACUAUAGCUGAUAUUCAAGAAUGGGCGAAAAAAACAAGAGGAAAUCGGUUAUUAUUAUCUAAAGAAGCAGUUCAAAAUACUAUUGUCGUCGUUAGUCAAGGAAUCAAUUUAUUCAGAAAAUAUUAUCCAAGAGAUACUCAAAUACUUGCAUUGUGGUUAUUCUUAAAUCCUGAUUUAAAUAAUACAAGUAUGGGAUGUUUAGCACAAAUUUCCACUGGUGAAGGUAAAUCAAUAAUAGUUGCAGCAUUAGCUGCAAUUAAAGCAUUAGGUUGUCAUCGAAUUGAUGUUAUGACAAGUUCAAAUGUGUUAGCUAUUCGAGAUGCAAAGGAAUUUCAAUCGUUCUUCGAAAUGUUUGGAUUACAAGUUUCGAAUAAUUGUGAUAUGUUUUGUGAACAAGGUGAUGGAAAACAAUCAGCAGAAGAAAUUCGAAAAUUAAGAUAUUAUAAUUCGAGUGGACCUGUUGAUAUCAUUUAUGGUGAAUGUUCAUGUUUUGAGCGAGAUAUUUUAUUGACAGAAUUCAAUAAAAAUGAUCGUAAUCAAAAUAUUAUUGGUCAACGACUAUCGAAGAACAGUGUAUCAAGUGUUAUCAUUGAUGAAGUUGAUAGUAUGUUAUUAGAUAAAGCAAAUAUGGUACUGUAUUUAUCACAUAAUACUGACACAUUAAAAUCAUUAGAAAGAAUAUUUAUUUCAAUUUGGCAAACGAUUAAUCAACCAACACUGGAUGCUGUACGUGAUCAUAUGAUUGAUGAUGACUUAAUUGAAUCUGUUACUGAUAUUAUACUUGAUCAAAUUGAUCAGAAAGCUAUCGAAAUACCUGAAUAUGAUUCACGUAAUUGUGAUUAUAUUAACAUGCGAUUAUUUACUGAAAGACGAAUGCCAGUUUGGAUUCGAAGUGCAUUUCAUGUUCGAGACAUGAUUCCCAAUGAUACAUAUAUUAUUUCAAGAGAUAAAUCUGAUAAAUCAUCGAAAUCUGAAGUUCAAAUAACUGUCAUGGAUAAAGAUACAGGUACAGAACAAUUAUCAACACGAUGGAGUAACGGCGUGCAUCAAUUUUUACAACUAAAACAUAUGAGAAGAUUUACACCGGAAUCAUUGAAAGCUGGUUUUAUAUCAAAUAUGUCAUUCUUUAAACGUUAUCAAAAUCAUAUUGUUGGUUUGACUGGUUCUUUAGGUUCAAUCGAUGAACAAUUUCUAUUAAAUAAAGUAUAUCAACUUCGAUUUUUUGAAUUACCAAGAUUUAAACAAGAAUUAUUUCGAGAAUUAAAAGGUACAAUGACAACAUCUCAAGAUACUUGGCUUGAAAGUAUUAAAAAUGCAUUAGAUAGAGAAAUUAAAUCGAAAUUAGGAAGUAAAGAUAGACGACGAGCUGUUUUAAUUAUUUGUGAAAAUGUGAAAAAUGUUUUAGUUUUAAAAGAAUAUCUAGCAAGUUCAUACCCAAAUGCUAAAGAUUAUAAAAGUGCUUAUGAAGACUUUAAAAUUGAUCAAUUAAAUCCUGGUGAUAUUAUUAUAGCAACAAAUCUAGCUGGUCGAGGUACUGAUUUAGAAACAUCGGAUAAAUUAGAAGAAAAUGGUGGUUUACAUGUUAUAACAACUUAUUUGCCCUCAAAUAUACGUAUUGAAAUGCAAGCAUUUGGUCGAACAGCACGAAAAGGUAAUAAAGGUACUGGUGAAUAUAUUAUUAUUAGUCAGUAUGGUCUUUCGAUUGAAACAUUAAAACAACUAAGAAAUUGUCAAGAAAAAGAACGAUUAGAUUCUUUUCUUAUUAAUGAUUUACCUAAAAUUCAGAUUGAAGAAGAUUUAUUACAAGGAUUUACUGAUGAUAAUCAGUUAUCUUGUAUUGGUUUUACAAAAUUAUAUCAAAAUAUCGAAAAGAAACUAUCAAGUGAUCGCAGUGUUCAAUAUCAUGGUUAUCAAUACAAACAAUUUCAAUUGAAUAGUUUAAAAAAUCGAUGGGCAUUUUGGUUAGAUUCUAUGACUGAAUCUAUUAAUAUGAUUAAUGUCAUUGGUAAAAAAACAAUCAUUGAGAAAUUCAAUGAAUUUCAAUCGGCUAUUGAAAAAGAUGUCGAAGCAAAUACUUUUGAAAAACUAAUUAUAGAACCAUGUGAAUUAAUCAAACUAGGUAAAUAUUAUCGAGAUUGUGGAAAUUGGUGGAAGGCAUUGAUAUGUUAUCAACAAGCUGGUUUGGAUCGAUUUUAUGCAUCGGCUAAUUAUUAUACAAGCUCCUGUCGUCAAAAUAUCAAUUAUGUCAAUGGUAUUAACAGUAAACGUGAAUUUAAACAUAGUUUAAUUCUUGUUAAACAGUCGAUUGAAAAAGAAAUGCAGUUUUUAAACAAUGCUGCACAAGUUGCAUUUGAAAUUGGUGAAAAAAAUCGUAAAUUAGGUUUGGCUAAUUAUGGAAAUGAAUAUGAUAAACAAGUGAAAGAAAAAUCAACUAUUUGGAAUAUUUUUUCUGAUACAGUUAUUAAUGCUCUUGGUACAUCAAUCGAUCCGAAAGAUUUGACAGCAAAUAAAUAUCUAUCGGAUGAGAAACAAGCGGAAAAAUUAUUUGAUAGUUUGAAAAAGAACAAGGAUAAGUACAUAAAAUCGUCACGAAUAACGAAAAAAACAAUAAAUUCACUUGAAUUACCAUCGAUAUUCAAUAAUAAGAAGACCAAUGAUUCUCUAAUAAAUUAUUUACGCAAAAAAUCAGAAAUAAGAUGUAGCAAUGAUUUGGAUGAAUUAAAUGAAGAAAUAUUCAAAAAAGAUUUGAAAAAAUCGAAAAUAUUUUUACCAGAUCUAAACAGUUUUAUCGAUUUAAUUGAAAAAGAAAAUGGUUUCAUCGAACAAAUUGAAAAUAAAGAAGAAGACGAAUUAUUUUUAUUUCAAAGUUUUAAUGAGGAAAAUUUGAAUAAAGAAAAAUUUCCUCAUGAAAUAUUAAAUAUCAAAAAAAGUUUAUUUGAUUGGUUAAAAGAAAUUUCAGAAGAAAAAGGAAUGACAGGUACAAAAAAUGAUAUUUUAAUUAAACUCAAUAAUUUUUUAAUAUCAAAAAAUCAACAAAAUGUAACAGAAGAUCAAUGGACAAAAAUUUAUGGAUUUUUAAUUAAACACUCAUGUUUACAAAAAUUAAAACAAUAUUUAGUCAAAAAAGACAAAAUAAUGAAGCCUAUAGAUGGUGAUUAUAAAUAUUUUAAUUUGUACAAUUUUGAACAUCAUUAUACAGAUGAAUUUGAAAAAUUUGAUUCAGUACUUCGACAAAAUUUCUUGAAAAUUUUUGUUAUUCAAGAAGAUCCUGAAGAUGGUGAAUCUUAUAUUACAUUAAAAGAAACUAUAAAUACGAGUGAUUUCAAUUUAUGUAAAACAAAAGAAGAAGCAAUAAAUUACCUAUGGAGUUAUUUACGAAGUACUCCGUUAAUCAAACCACCGCGAAUUAAUAUACCCCUAGAAAGCUUAAAAGAAGUUAAUAGGAAAAGAAAAGGUAUCGAAAAAGAAAUCAAACUAUUUCUUGAGCGUGAAAUACCCAAAGACAAGAAAAACGAAUUAGAAGAAGCUAUUAAAGCCGUUUUUAAUAUAAUUGAUCAAACAAUUGGGGAUUUAAAGAAAAUGCCUGACGAUAAAACAAUCACAAGUUAUCUUCAAAUCAAAACGAGUUGUUUUCUUGAUAAUAAAAAACGUAUACCCGAAGCACUCGACGAAUUCAUUGACUUAGCAUUCGAUGUUAUAUUUCAGUUGCAAGAGAAGAAAGAUCCACCACAAUGGUAUGAAAUUGCUGCUGUUAUUGCAUUAGGUCUUCUCCAAAUUGCAGCUGGUGUGCUAGCGACAGCAUUUAUACCUUUUGCCGGACAAUUGAUUGGUGAAUUUUUAAUUAGUACGGGAUGUGAUGAUAUUCUCUUUGGUAUAAGCUGCGCCAUGUCUGGUGAAUUUAGCUGGGAAAAAUAUUGGGAACAUAAAAAACAAAGUAUGAAAACAAGUGCAAUAAGUGCUGUUGUUUUUGUGUCAGUAUCGUUUGUGAAAAAUGCGAGACGAUUACAAAGUUGCAAGAAAGCAUGGGCUUUUCAAAAAUUAAAAGGUGCACAAAAAUUACGUACUGCUGCGGCUGCAUUAAAUACAACAGCAAAUGUUAGUAAGUAUGUUGGAAAAGAAAUAGCAAAAACAUUAGUUAAAACUGGUUUAGCUGAAUUAGCAUCGAUGGGUAUUAACAAAGUGCUGGAUACAUUAUCGAAUACUUAUGAAAGUGAAUUACACGGUAAAAUUACGGAUUCGCUCAAAAGCAAAUGGAAUAUAAUUGAAACUGAAAUGUUAGAACUUUUUCGUGUAACCGAAGGAAAAAAUUCAAUGAAAAUUAUUGACGAUUGUAUCAAUCGAAAACUCCAAAACUUAUCUGAAGAUGGUGCUUUUAAAAAUUUUACACGUCGAUGCGGUCCUGUCAUUCAAGGUUUAGGAAAAGCAUUAGCUGAUGUUAAUGGUACGAAAGGCAAAAUCAUAAAUGCGCUUAUGUCAUAUGCUCCAACAUUAAUUGGUUUAGGUAUCAGUGUUAAUGACAUCAUUUGUAUGAUAAGUAGUUUUAUCCAGAGCCUAACAGCAGAUUUGAAAGAUGCGAGAAAAAGCUUGAAAAAAACAAAUCAAGAAUAUCAACUAACAGAAGAAAACGAAACUGAUUUCAAAAAAUAUAAGAAGGAAAAAUUUGAUCAAAUAUCCAGUUGUUUAAGUGAAAACUUUAAUCAAAAACUUAAAAGUGGAAUUCUUGCUCCAGUACUGAACUUCGCUUCGAAUAUGAUGAUUAGUCGAGGUAUUGAAUAUGUUGCUGGUACAGAUCGUGUCGAACAAUUAGCAAAUACAUUUGAAUUAAUUCAUGCAGCUUCAAAUUCAUCAGAUACGAAACCGCGAUAUACAGAGAAUUUAGCUAUUUAUCUAGCUGAAGCAAGACAUAUUGAUAUAACUCUAUUAAAUAUUGAUCCCAAAAACAUUUAUCCAGAAAAUGGCGAUGGGGAAAAUCUAGAAAAACUGAUCGACACAAAUGGUAAUGCAUUGAAAGUAUUUUAUGGGAAAGAUGGUAAAUUUUAUGUACAAAUACCAUCGCCAAAAAAAUAUUGUGAAGGUGUUCUAGAUGAUAAACCAGCAGGUAUAUAUGAACAGAAAACGAUCGAUGUCGUAUUAGAAUGUGAAGUAAUAAAAGGUAAGGUUAUAAAUGGUGAACAACAAUGUACUUUAAAACGAAGAGGUGGUUCAGAUGUUAAAUUUGUUAUUAAAGAUAAUGGUAAUGGUAAGAAACAUGCAGAAUUACUAAUCGAUGGCAAAUCAAUUAGUAUUGAUACAAAUCGUCAAAAUAAAAACGAUUGCUAUUACGUUGUUGUAUUAGUUGCUAAUGAAGUAUCACAAGGUAAAUCAUUUGAAGAAGCAAGAAAUAUUCUCGACGAUAGAAAUGCUGUUCUGAAUCUACGAAAAAAUGUUUCCUCGGUAAUGAAAAAUGAUCCAGAAUUUUUGAAAAAAUUUGAAUGGGCAAAUCGAACUGAUAGACAAGUUCAUUAUAACAGUUUAGUUGGUUCAUAUACAGAUAGCGAUGGUACUAAUUAG
This is a messenger RNA of Adineta steineri, 17451 nucleotides long. The record is from the annotation of a GenBank genome assembly. Lineage: Eukaryota; Metazoa; Rotifera; Eurotatoria; Adinetida; Adinetidae.